This is a messenger RNA of Naegleria gruberi, 791 nucleotides long. RefSeq lists its product as uncharacterized. The record is from RefSeq and is a predicted model, not a curated record. The annotation marks the transcript as partial. The transcript has a single exon. NCBI's taxonomy places the organism in Eukaryota, Heterolobosea, Eutetramitea, Acrasida, Naegleriidae.
UUAAUUUAAUUACUAGAUUUAGUAUUCCAAUUUCUAAUUCUAAUUUAUUGAUUGGAAAUGUAAUUUUAAUUGAAAAUGAAAAUAAUGAUGGUUCUGAUAUUGCCUAUGUUUCAAUUUCAUAUCAAAUUCAUCAAGUUAAUGUUAAUACAGGAAAGAUUGUAUCCAGUGUUUCGUAUAUUAAUGAUAUUCCAGAUCCAGAUAAUAGUUAUUUACAUUUGGGUUAUAUGGGAAUUUCUGGUUACUUGUCUGUACUUUCCUACUCAAUUAGUUCACAUUCGUAUAGUUUAACUUCAGCAGCCAUGGACAAACAAGUGGUUGGACAAGUAUUACCACUUACAGAUUUCACAGAAUGUUCACUUCCAAUGGGUAAAUUAGAUAUGGCAAUUGCUGACAGAUACUUUUUCAAACAUCAAUUAAUUUGCUCAAAUUAUACGAAUGGAAAUAAGAAUAGUGGAAUUUAUUUCACAUCUUACAGUGGUGGAGCUGCACGUGUUGGACAAACUCCAAAACUUGGAAAGCCAUAUAUUCACUAUCAAGUUCAAAAGGAUAAUAUUGUGAAUGGAAAUUUACCUUAUUUGGGACCAUUAGUUUCUGUUUCGAAUGAUCAUUCAGUUGUUUUGGUUACUAAUCAAAAUAAUUUCCAAUUAAUUGAUUACAUGAACUCUGCAAUUGUUGGAACUAUUCCAAAAAGCAAUUUAUUUCCACAAUUUGCUGUUUAUUCAUUGAAAAAUAACAUGUUAUACCACUGUACAAAUGAUUUGAAUUGUCAAUCUGUUAAAAUAUCUCAAUAA